AGACGUGCUUUUUUCAUCUGCCUUCGGCUGAACUUCUCAGGGAUGGCAAUUCAAAGUAUCAGACUUUUUUCUUUGCUGACUGUGAUAUUAGCCAGCAUUUUCAUUUUUAUUCUAAUGCAGGAACAUUUACCAGAAACCAAGAGCUGGCCAGUCUUUUUGAGAUUUAACACAACCAGAGGAGAAAACAGAUUCAUUAAAGAUGCUGAAUUUUGGCUAAAGAAAGGAGAAUUGAGACCAUCGGCGCAAAGUACAAAAUCACUUAAUACGACAACCCCUGUUCCUGAGACUCCUAUUCCCAUCAUACUCAAGGAGUCCUUCAAGAAGCUUCCUCAGUGGGACUUUGAGGACAUUUAUAAUCAGGAUGUUCCACCUAGAUUGACAACAUGCAUCCAGUCGUUGCGUAACUCAAAGGACAACGACUUCCAGAAAGCUUUCUUGCCCAACAUACGCUUGUAUCUGCACAGAGAUAGCAUCAACAUGAGCGAGUGGAACCGGCUCUCACAUUUUAACAACCCGUUUGGUUUUAUGCAAAUGAAGCAUGAUGAGGUAAUGGCUGCAUUAAAGCUGAUCCCAAAGCCAAACGAGCCGCUGCUCCUUCCAAGACCAGGCGGCGAUGGCUGCAUGCACUGCGCUGUGGUGGGAACCGGAGGCAUCCUCAACGGCUCCAAAAUGGGGGCAGAAAUCGAUGCUCACGACUACGUUUUCCGGGUGAACGGUGCAGCGAUCAAAGGUUAUGAGGAAGACGUGGGGAACAGAACGUCGGUGUACGUUCACACGUCUUACUCCAUCUCUUCGUCAGUGUACCUGUUGAAGAAGUACGGGUACAAAUCCGCCCCGCACGAUGAGGGUAUAAAGUACGUCCUGAUUCCUGAAGGGGAUCGGGACUACUUGUGGCUCCAGCGUCUUCUCCAGUCAAAAGGUGGAUCUGAUCAAAAAGGCCCCAUAACUUACUAUUCUGGACAGUUCAACGAGAGCCGCUUCUACGUUCUGCAUCAAGACUUCCUGCGAUAUAUACGGAACAGGUUUUUAAAGUCACGGACCCUGAAUACAACAAUCUGGUCAAUUGUCCGACCAACCAACGGGGCUUUUACUAUCUUCUUGGCCUUACACACCUGUGACACAGUAAGACUGUUUCAGUUUUAUGAUGAAUUAGAGAUUGACUUCUUUAAAGAUAACAAAUUACUCACGAAGAGGUCUAGUGAAGCAAUACAGACACAAUAUGAGUGGCUGUUCAUAAACCAGUCGGUCACCAAGGAAACUGACAGGUUUCACCACAACCAACCCGAGGUUGUUUACACAAUCAUGAUGAAGAGGAGGUCUUCCCUCUACGUUGCAAACUUCUUGCUGCCUGUUCUCUUCUUCUUGUGUCUGGACUUUGCCUCCCUCCUGAUGUCUGAAGGUGGAGACAAGAUUGGCUUCAAGGUCACGGUGCUGCUUGCUGUCACAGUGAUGCAGCUUAUUCUCAAUGAGAUUCUACCGGUUUCCUCUGACAGUAUUCCACUUAUAGAUGAGCAACAACGUUCUUGUUGGAGAGCAGCUUCCUCCUUCAACCUGCCAUGA
Nematolebias whitei (Rio pearlfish) is the source of this 1560-nucleotide messenger RNA. Its product is annotated as alpha-N-acetylgalactosaminide alpha-2,6-sialyltransferase 1-like. Gene Ontology annotation, cellular component: membrane. Lineage: Eukaryota; Metazoa; Chordata; Actinopteri; Cyprinodontiformes; Rivulidae. Gene Ontology annotation, biological process: monoatomic ion transport. The coding region runs from base 43 to 1560 and encodes 505 amino acids. Gene Ontology annotation, molecular function: sialyltransferase activity. The transcript has 11 exons. The record is from RefSeq and is a predicted model, not a curated record.